UUUAGGGGGGAGCGGCUAGCCGGCCAGGAGCCUGUCAUUCGACCGGGGGAGCUGCGGGCUUGAGCGGGGGGGGGGUCUUUUCGGUUUCUGCUGCCGCUGGCGCUUAUGGACAUUUUUAGCUGACAGACGGGGCAGUGAGCCAGCGGAUGUUACAGUAUGGUAUUAAGAAAAAGACUAAAAUGGUGCCUCUGAAGUAGGAGUGUGAGCGCUGCCGGUGCCUUGUAGCUGUAGAGAACGUUAGCUUCUGAUUAGCACCACGGUAGCUAAUGCUAGGCCUGCCGUCUACUUUGGCUUGUCAGGACACUUUGUGGUUUUUACUCUUCCCUUUGUCAAGCAGGCUUUUGUUUGGCUCUUUUGUUUGCUGAGAUUUUGUUUUCCCCCCCUUUGGCUUCCUGUGGCGAACAAGGCCCUGAAAUGAAGAGAGUAAACAGCUUUCACAGGUUCAUGAACCGACGGGCCUCUGCUAACUGCCGCUACCAGCCCACCUGCUAUGAGCACGCUGCAAACUGCUACACCCACGCGCUCGUCAUCGUGCCGGCCUUCGUGGGCAUGACGCUGCUGCACCGCCUGUCGGACAACGGCUGGGAGAGGAUCACGGCCUGGGUGUACGGCAUGGGCCUGUGCGCCCUCUUCCUGGUCUCCACCGUGUUUCACGUCAUCACCUGGAAGAAGAGCCACAUGAGGUCUGUGGAGCAGUGUUUCCACAUGUGUGACAGGGUGGUCAUCUACUUCUUCAUCGCUGCCUCAUACACACCUUGGUUGAACCUGCGUGAGCUGGGCCCCCUGGCAGCUCACAUGCGCUGGUUUGUGUGGCUCAUGGCUGCUGCUGGAACCAUUUAUGUCUUCAACUACCACGAAAAAUACAAACUUGUCGAGCUGGCCUUCUACCUGACGAUGGGUUUUUUCCCCGCGUCAGUCGUGACGUCUAUGAGCAACACUGAUGGGCUUCACGAACUGGCCUGCGGCGGACUCAUCUACUGCCUCGGCGUCUUCUUCUUCAAGAGCGACGGCAUCAUCCCCUUCGCCCACGCCAUCUGGCACGUUUUCGUGGCGCUGGCUGCGGCUGUGCACUACUACGCCAUCUGGAAAUACCUCUACAAGGCCCCCAGCGCCGAAAGCCUCUUCGAGUCGUGACCGGACGCCCGCUCAUCCAAUCCCUCAACUGCCCGCUGAAGCUGCAACGACGGCCGAAAAAGUUUACGAAAAUAACGAUUGUUUACUGUUUUCUAACGAGGAGAACAGAUUUUUCAAAGCUGUUUUGUACAACUUCAGUGAGGGAGGGAGUUUUGACUUUUUACAGUGAACCCUGGCACAUUCGUGGGUGUUUGAUAGCAGUCUUUUAUAUCACUUGAAGUAAGACACAUUCCAUUUUGGGUCAUUUGUGUAUCCGAACUUUGAGAUUCAUCCAUUUCAGCUGGUGAUUGGAACACGAGGGACAUCGAAUGAGGUGCUAACAUUCAGCUGUUAUCAGUAGCAGGGCUGGGCAUCUCGGAACACUCGACUUUCAGUACCAAAAUUCUACUUUUUUGUGGUAUUUUUGAGAAAUAUUAAGGCUUCUCUGCUUUUCAUAAAAAAAAAGAAACCAAAGAUCCUACAGCGUUUCAAGAACUUUGCAAAGUGAAAUUAAUGAAAUUUGAUUUGAAUCAGGAACUGAUCAAAGAUUGAAAUUUGAUGCCAACUUUUGUACCAAAAAAGUAUUGAGGUUUGAUCACCGGCCCGUUAGUUGUUCAUAGACUUUUCAAUUAAGUCAGGAGGGAAAUUAAUUCUUUUUUUCAUUUUUUGUUUUUUUAUUAUCAUAUCUUUAGUCCAUCUCCUCCACAUGUAAUCGUUUUUUUUUUUCUUUCCAGUGCAUGCUUUGUUUUCAAAUGUGGUCGUCAGUUUUCAGUUCUUCCUGUGAGUACUUGGCGCCCCCUGCUGGCGGGCUGCUGCGAUGAAGCGACUGACGGCCGUGUGGAGGCAACACAGGCGAUGUUAAUGUGACGAGACAGAAUUCUUCCACUUUAUUGAAAAUGUGAACAGUGAGUGUGUGAGUGCACGACCUUCGUACUGUAGUCCAACAUUACAUUUCCAGUUUUUGAUUUGCACCACUAGGACGAGCAGUGUUUCCUGUCCGCUGAGACGCCUUUCUGUCUCCUGCUGUCCGUUUUUACCUUCCUGCUGCUUCUCCCCUACGUGAGCCGAGCGGUUGCUUCUGUGUUAAGUUUGGCUCUCGUUGAAAUGGUUCCUUUAACCACUCUGUUUUGUAAUAUUUGUAUGUCCUCUCUGUUGUUCUGUUCUGAUUACAUGAUCCUGGCCUUUGCAGGGAUAAAAGAAAACUGCUUCUUGUUUGUUCCAUUGGCUGUUAUGGUGCUGCAUAUACACGAAUGCUCCUCUUCUGUUACCGAACACGACCUUUCUAACGUGACAAUAAAAAACGAACGAUAACGCCCCACG
This is a messenger RNA of Scatophagus argus, 2433 nucleotides long. It is a transcript of the gene mmd, whose product is annotated as monocyte to macrophage differentiation-associated. The coding region runs from base 415 to 1134 and encodes 239 amino acids. The record is from RefSeq and is a predicted model, not a curated record. Gene Ontology annotation, cellular component: membrane. Gene Ontology annotation, molecular function: pore-forming activity. Lineage: Eukaryota; Metazoa; Chordata; Actinopteri; Scatophagidae. The transcript has 7 exons.